GUAUAUAUGUGCUCGGUAGUGUACGGUAUCAGUUAAUGUAUUAAUAAGUGGUUACCAUAUUUUUCAUCACAUUGCAAACAGACUCGGGACAGGGCGGUCAUUUUUUAAUAUUCGAAAUUCAAAUGUAAUUGGAAUACAUUUCGGUGUUAUUUUGUUUAGUGAAAGUGAACUGUGUUUUGUUUUUUCUAUCCCGAAGUUGGUGACGUGUUGGAACUAAAUCAGCAUGAACUCCGUCAUUGGUCUGAAUCCAAAGAAUCCCAGCUGGGAUUUGAACAAAAGCAAAUAUGAGGAAAUCGACGAGCUACCAUUUAUGGCAUCGCUGGGACCAGUCUUAACAAUCUUAGCCGUAUAUUUGGUGUUUGUACUAAAGAUUGGACCAGUAUUCAUGAGAAAACGAGAGGGUUACAAACUAACACAUUCACUUCUAAUAUACAAUGCUAUACAAGUCGGAUUAUCAAUUUAUAUGGUGUUUAGGUUUUUGUCAGAUCUCAUACACAUGGGCUUAGUGCCAAAAGAGUGUUACAUGAAUGAAGCCAGUUCGAGGAGUAGAAUCCUGACGAACACGUAUCUGUACUUAGCAGCGAAGCUCUCAGAACUAUUAGACACAGUCUUCUUCGUCUUAAGGAAGAAGAACAGCCAGAUAACAUUCCUCCACCUAUAUCAUCAUACUGUCAUGGUGAUUGGGACAUGGGCUUUGCUCAAAUAUUGGCCGUCACAUACUCUCAUAUUCAUCGGGUUCCUCAACUCGUUGGUGCAUGUGUUCAUGUACACGUAUUAUGGACUGUCAGCAUUGGGGCCAAAUGUCGCCAAAUAUUUGUGGUGGAAAAAGUACAUGACAAAGUUUCAACUGAUCCAAUUCGUCUCAAUCAUCAUUCAAUACGUUGCGACUGUAAGAACGUCAGACUGUCCUCCUGCGAAAGGCGUGGCCAUAUUUGUGUCAUGCAACACUGGAGUCAUUCUCCUUCUUUUUUUAAACUUCUACCGGCAGAACUACAACAAGAGAAGAUCAGGACAAGCCGUCAAGAAAGCUCUCCCAUCAUUAUGCCUACAAAAGGAGGACUAGUGUACGGUUAGCAAAUUGAGUGCGGAAAAGAGACUAUUUGCAAGAACAGGGUUGUAUUUGCAAAAAAAACAGUGUACUUAAUACAGCACUGAAUUGGAUCAUGGUUCACUAACAUCAGGUUAGAUCACGAACGUUGUACAGUGUUUUAAAUAUUUAAAUGAAAAGCAAAAAAUAUUCGUUGACUAUUAAUUAUUGUCAGAACACAAAUUAUUGGAAACUAGUGUGGUAAGUGUUUCGAGGCUGUGAAUAUUGUAUAUUGUGGUCCUAUAGACGUACUUCAUACAUUUCUUUUGUAACUUAGUAUUCAAAAUGCAUUUGAGAAAAGGAUACCCUGAAAUGACUACGAUAGGAUAUUGGUGAAUAAAAACUGAAUUGAGUAACUGGGUUUUUUGUCAUACCUUUAAAUGAUGUAAGGUUUUGGAAUUUGUUGCGGGCUACAGAAUGUUGUCUGAAAAUUGUUAAAGAAUUCUUACACUUUAAACCCAAUAGGAUGUCGCAAGCUGCCAACUACUCAUUAAAAUAUAUUUAUAGUACCUGUAGUAAUAAGAAAAAGUAAUUCAUCUUUGAUGUAACGUUCUAAUUCAUUUUGCAUUUUUAUGAAUGUACUGAAUGCGGAAGGUAUGGACUCGGUAUCUUGGAGUAACUUGUGUGGGCGAGGACCCACGCAAGUGCAGGUACAACUAGAACAAGGAUCUCCCAAUACGCUGAGUUGAUUGAUUAAUUUAUAGAUGAUGCAUAACCAUUCGUACCAAUACAUAGUAACAUUUAAUAUUUUGGUACGGUGGGAGAAUCCUCAUGGACAUCCACUCCCUCGGGGGAGUGAAUGGAUAGUGUCAGACUCUUACCGGCUAGACCUGAACCGCCGUGCUAUGUCAUCCGUGUUUUUGUGUCAGUGUAUCGCAAUGCAUUACAAUCCUUCAUACACCAAUACAUAGUAGCCUGCUAAUAUUUUCUAAAAUUCUUGAUUUAGCUCUUAUUUUUUCAAUUAUGACGAUAUAAUUUGUAGCCAUUUCGAUUGUAAAUAUUUAAUUACCUAAUAACAGACGACUGUUAAUGAUCAUAAUUAAACUUGAUUUGAUAAAUUUGGAAUGUGGACCAAAAUUAUUUGUAAUAAACUAUUUAAAACAAUACAUUAUAGCGUAAAAUAAAUAUUUUUAUCAGUUGUA
This is a messenger RNA of Trichoplusia ni (cabbage looper), 2229 nucleotides long. RefSeq names its product elongation of very long chain fatty acids protein 7-like. Lineage: Eukaryota; Metazoa; Arthropoda; Insecta; Lepidoptera; Noctuidae. Gene Ontology annotation, biological process: very long-chain fatty acid biosynthetic process; sphingolipid biosynthetic process; fatty acid elongation, monounsaturated fatty acid. The coding region runs from base 224 to 1063 and encodes 279 amino acids. The record is from RefSeq and is a predicted model, not a curated record. Gene Ontology annotation, molecular function: fatty acid elongase activity. Gene Ontology annotation, cellular component: endoplasmic reticulum membrane. The transcript has 6 exons.